Molecule: messenger RNA, 372 nt
Organism: Stylonychia lemnae
Lineage: Eukaryota; Ciliophora; Spirotrichea; Sporadotrichida; Oxytrichidae
Source: the annotation of a GenBank genome assembly
AUGUUUUUCCUUGACAGAGGACUCCUCGCUAUGGGAAAUCUUUCAUUCUUGAUGGGUGUGAUUGCAUUGAUAGGACUAAAGAACACAUUCAUGUUCUUUGGCAAGAAGUCAAAGAUCUAAGGCAGUGUUUUCUACUUCCUUGGCUUCGUCAUGAUUGUGAUUGGCUGGUACACUUUCACAUUCCUUGGUUUUAUCGCAUAAAUGUAUGGUCUCUUCCUGCUAUUCAGACAAUUCAUCUCUACAAUAUUCGGAUACAGCUAAACUCUACCAGUUAUUGGACCCAUUCUAAGGACAUCACCCUUCAUUCAAAGACUCGUAGAAAGAAUGACAGAGAGCGAUUCUGGCAAGAAAAAAGCCAAAUAUGACGUGUGA